This is a messenger RNA of Epinephelus fuscoguttatus (brown-marbled grouper), 10314 nucleotides long. It is a transcript of the gene maml1, whose product is annotated as mastermind-like transcriptional coactivator 1. The record is from RefSeq and is a predicted model, not a curated record. Bases 555 to 3692 code for a protein of 1045 amino acids. Gene Ontology annotation, cellular component: nucleoplasm; nuclear speck. NCBI's taxonomy places the organism in Eukaryota, Metazoa, Chordata, Actinopteri, Perciformes, Serranidae. Gene Ontology annotation, molecular function: transcription coactivator activity. The transcript has 6 exons. Gene Ontology annotation, biological process: Notch signaling pathway; positive regulation of transcription of Notch receptor target.
GAAAAAAAAAAAGAGAGAAAGUUUCCAAGAUGGCGGAGUAGCCCUGCCUGUCCACUGGAAAACAAUAGAAACAGCACAGAAGGGACAGAGUUAGCCUGUUCUUACUGGACGAAUCCGCUCUCAAACCGUUCACAUCCCGACUCGGGCUCGGCCAGGUGGGGAAGAAUAUCCGCGCCGGGAACCUCGGGAGAAAUAAAUCUGAAGCAUGAUGCUUUAUUUAAACGCUUCAGGCUAGCCACCUAGCCUGCUAGUCGAGCUAACGUUAGCCCGUCUAUCAGAAAACAUAGUGUUAGCAGCUAGCAGCUAACGCUACAAGGAGGCGGAGGAUCAGCUGUUUGCUAGACAGAUGCUGUAGGAAGGAGCGGACAGCAACGCUUUCACAUGAGUGCCGCUGUGACUGAAGGCCAUUAGCAAGACAAAGGUCGCCUCCAUGGAGCCAGCACAGGAGUCUUUGUAAAGGGCGAGGGGGGGUGUAUAUAGACGCCCAGAGUGAAAAAAGAGCCAAAUUCAGCAUUUUAUGGACGAAACCUGAGCCGGGAGCUUUACUAUUAUUGAUGAUGGCGGAUUUUGUUACACCGCGACACAGCGCGGUGAUGGAGAGGCUCCGCCGGAGGAUCGAGCUCUUCCGGCAGCAUCACAACAGCUGCGAGAACCGCUACGAGAACGCGACGCUGGAGCGGCUGGAGCAUGAGAGGCAGCAGACCUUCGCCCUGCACCAGCGCUGCCUGCAGGCCAAAGCCAAGCGGUCCAACAAGCACCGGCAGCCCCAGCCCAGCGGCGACCAGGCCGGACAGAGAGCGCCCGGGAACGGCGGCGGCGGCAGCGCGGAGCUCGGGGAGAGCGGAGGGACGGCGGCGGAGCAGAGCCGGAACAGCACCCUGAUAGCGCUGCAGGAGACAGUGAAGAGGAAGUUGGAGAGUGCCAGUUCUCCGCUGGGCAGAGAUCAGGUCAACGGUUUCAGCGACGGCUUCCCUCCCAACAAGAAGGCCUGUCUGGACAACGGCACCACCAACGGCUCCCCACUGGACUCCAAGCUGGGGAUCAGCGACGCUCUGAGCUCUAACGGGACCCACGCGCAGGCUGGGGAGUCGACGGACGGCGGCAGGGAAGCAGGUUCGGACUUCCAGCGGAAAGAGAUGAAGCAGGAGCCCGAUGACAUCCUGCCCAUCAUGCCGCCGUCGGGAGGAGGCAACAACAGCCUGUUCCCCGACCUCAACCUGAACGAGCAGGAGUGGACGGAGCUGAUGGAGGAGCUGAACUGCUCUGUGGCCUACGAGGACAUCCAGGACAUUCUCAAUGAUGGGUUUGAGGACCGUAAAGACCCUCUGGAGCUGGUGCCGACUCCAGGUGGUGCUGGGACAGGAGCAGGAGGAGCAGCAGGUGGUGGGGGAGGCCAGUCCUCACAGGGUCUGCUUCCUCCAGAUCUGGCCAGCGUUAAGACGGAGUUCUCCCCGGCCUCGGUGGCUUUCGAGCAGGACUCUCGCACUGGCUCCCCCCAGGUCAGGUCCACCUCCUCUGGGCCGCCUCCUCACCCAACCAGCUCGCCAGUCGCCUCCUCCUCUGCCUCUUCCCCAGCUCUGCCACCAUCCCAGCCAGCUCCUCCACCUAGGCAGCUUCAGCCUCCCCCCAACCACCUUCUCCCUCCAGGACCCCCGGUGCCCAAAGACCUGUCCCCCGCCCAGCAGCUCCAGCAGCUGGCUGCCCAGCAGCAGAGAGCCCAGCACCUCCACGGCCAGAUGCAGCACAAACAGCCACAGCCGGGGACCAAGUUCCACAACCAAGGGCCCCAUGCCCACCCCCCGCCUUGGCCCCAGAUGGCCAACACCUCUCAGAGCCCACUAGGGGGUGCGUUUGGUAUGGACAAACCCACGAGCCCCUCCCUGUACCCACAGGACUUCAACCCCAACGCUCAGAAGCAGCUGCUGAUGCCCGGUCAGCCCAACAAAAGCUCUCCCAAGGCGGGGGCCGGCAGCUACAUGCCGGGGCCCACUGGACACCCCAACAUGAUGGGUCACCCGAAGUCAGGGCCGCCCCUCAGUCACCAACCGGCACCAGGGGCUCAGGCCUCAGGCGCCAUGCCGAACUACAACAACACCAAACCUCUGACGCACUUUGAGGCGCCGCGGCCCCCCAACACCCAGAGCCAGGACAAGGCGGCCCUGCUGACGCUGCUCAGACAGCAGCAGAUCAAACAGAAGAAUAGCAUGAACUUCCGCCAGCACAUACCGCACUCACAGGACCAGAACUCCUACCCUGCUCCCCCACACGGCCCGGGCCCCGCCAACACCAUGGCGUCUGCGCCCGGAAACAACGCCAUGGCAGCCCAGCCUGGGGCGAACGCCAUGGCGGGUAACCACAGUAACGCAGCGUACCUGAGCAACCAGGCGGCAGUGGCGGCGGCACUGAAGCAGCAGCAGCAGCAUCAGCAGCAGCAUCAGCAGCAGAUCCUGGAGCAGCAGAAGCAGCAGUACAUGCAGAGACAGCAGCUCAUGGCCGAACAGGAGAAGCAGCGGCAGCAGGACCAGCAGCUGCAGAGACACCUGACCCGACCUCCCCCACAGUACCAGGACCAGCCGGGACAACCGGCCAAUCAUAACCCUUUCCCACAGCAGCCAGUCAACCAGUUUACAGCUUCCUCUCAGCCAAUGGGCAGUGUUGGCUCCAUGGGAGGCCCCUCCCCCAGCUCCCAGCGCAUGUUCUCUCAGAACCAAGGCAUGAUGGGUAUGAGCAUGGGGCCUGGCGGCGGGCCUACAGGUGGUGUAGCUCCGCCCUCAGCGGGGAAUCAAAGUGACAUCAACCUGUCGGCCUGCGGGGGUGGAGGAGGCGGGGCCGGUGUGGACGUGCAGCAGGUGCUCUACAACAACAUGAACCUUCACACUAAUCACCCGGCCCACCCAUCUCACCCUCAGCAGCAGCCUGGCCUGCAGCGCCAGCCUCUGGGCCCCAUGAGCGCCUCCUACCGGCAGAGCCUUCUGGCUCAGCAGCAGCAGCAUCUGAAGGCGCAGCCCAAUGCCGCCAUGUUGAAGCAGCAGCAGCUGGCUGCUGCCGCCGCCCGCAUGCCGGGCUCCAUGCAGAACAGUAUGGGAGCGAGCCUGCCUGGCUCCAUGCCCGGCAGCAUGCAGGGCACCCAGAGUGCCGCCUGGCAGCAGCAGCUGGCCAACCAGCCGCCCUCCAGUAACGCCGGCCUGCCCCCCAACGCCUUCAACAACCCCCCUAACGCCUUCCACAUGCAGCAGCAGUCUCGCAUUCCCAAGAUGCCGCCUGGCGCUGCACCCUUUGGUGCAAACCCCGGCGGACGUCCUAUGGGAGGUCUGAACCCCGGCCAGCAGAUGAUGCAAACAAACAUGGCAGCUGCCCAACAGAGGGCGCCGCCCAACCCUCAAAGUCUCGGCCAGCCGAUGGCCAAUCAGCAGCAGACUCAACAGCAACAGGCCAAUCAGAACCAGGCUGUCCUCCCUGACCUGGCGGCGUUCGGACAGCCGCAGGGCAACAGCCGCCAGGGACUGCAGUGUAACCAAGGUUACCAGGUGAGCAGAACUGCCAAUCAGCAGCAGCAGCAGGUGUCGUUCGGAUACAACGUGGCGUCGGGGAGCUUCGCCGGGGAGAGUGAGCUGGUGGACUCCCUGCUGAAGGGUCAGAGCACCCAGGAGUGGAUGGCCGACCUGGACGAACUUCUUGCCAGCCACCAUUAGUUGAAUACACCUGUCUGCACCUGGAGCACCUGAACCCUGCUGAGCUGAGCGGCUGCACUGCUGUACCUGGAAGACGAGCAGCUGACGACUUUCUGCAGCAGCCAUGUUGAAAAAGAGUUCUUGUUUCUGACCAGCACUGUUGUAACGUGUUGACAGAGAUGCAGUCAGGGGGCCGGCGUGUUAGCAUUAGCCACUCUGCUAACAUUGAGACCAGCCAGCUGAUGGUGAAUGUCAGUCCCUCUGUGUUUGAGCUGUAACAUCUGGCUGACUGGUAAAGUUAUGAAGGUCGUUAGUAAACGUUUCUUCAGAUGCUGAUCUGUGGACAAGCUGUUCACUGUCCUGAUAACGAUGAGACUGUGUCACAUUUUAUCAGGGUAGAAUAAAUCACUGAGAUAUGAGCCAGCUGCCAAAUCCAUUGCAAUGCAAUGAAGGAACAUGAGGAUGUUUGGUGUUCCUGCUGGUUAGAGUUCAGUUCCCACAGCAGUCAGAGUGUAGAGUCCUGGUAGUGAUUCUUGAUCAAAGACCUUUUGGUUCAGCAGACAGUCAGCUGAGCGCUGGAGGUUUGAUAUCCAACAGCUGGUAGCAGAUAAAACCAGCUCAGUCACAGCUGGAGCCCUGAUGUGUGUCAUCCUCUUGACUGAGAGGAAUGACACCAGGCUUCAUUCAAAAAUCUGGCAAUUUAACGAUGAGUUGCUGUUUUCAGAGUUACACACCUGGUAGAACAGUAACUUAAAAGCCUUCUCUGAUUCACCAGAGUCUGCUGGUAAAUUCGGGAUACAGGAGAUCCACUGAACACUGUUCAUCUAUACAAAACAGUUUUCAAAAGUGUGUUUGCUGCCAUCCAUCAAAGUGUAGAAGAAAACAGGCAAAACAGUUACGUGUUGAGCUGCAAGCAGUUUAGUUUAGCUCCUUUUUGUGCUCUUUAACUUCACUAUGUUUUAUACUCAAUUAAUCAGUCAUUGAGUUUUGAUUACGAUAUUCAUAAAGAUAGUCACCCUGGUAUAAACGGUUUAAUAACAUCUAUGUCAGUGGACCAGAAUCUGUUGAUUCAUGGUCUAAUUUGUUGUAUCAUCCAACGUCAGUCGAAUUGCAGUUUCAGAGUGCAGUCACCAGCAACAAAAAAGCAUUUCCAAGGUUUUAUUAUUUUUUUUCUAUAUUAACAGAGUAACUUUUAUUUUAUGGGCUGAUAUCAACCAGUUCUGUUUCUACCUCGUGUGUAAAUCUGUAAACGAGCCGCAGACUGAUGUCCAGUCUGCAGAUAAGGAGUGUGUGUAAAUAUAAUCCUGUUGCACACCGCAGUGUUUAUUGAUGACUGGAGACUGAACGGAGGAGGAGUCGUAUUAAGACUACUGAAGCUAUGGCUCAGUGCUAAACCACUGUACCUGCCCCACAGCGCCACCUACAGACCAGCAGCAUCAUUCGGUCGCAGUUUCAAAAACCUUGACGACGGGUCGACUCUCUUACAGUUUUCGUCACUCAGCGGAGAUGAAGUUAAAUCACGCUUAAAGUGGAAAUGGACAAGUUUUUUGCUUUAACUCAUGAUGAAGUAAAUGCUGAUGGCAAAAUUGAUAACGACACCGUCUGCGUUUAGAGCGGUUCACUUUAAGCCUCACUUCACUAUGCAAUUCUGUCUGUACUUGGAUACAAUCUGCGGGAAAACGAAGGCUCAAUUUACGACACAAUGAAGUGCGUCAGCUUUGUUUUCCCUGAAGCUAACGGUAGCUACCCCCAGUUACCAAAGAGUGUCAGUGUGAGAUCUCUGCAGUCACUGUCCCCAGUAGAGGAAGUGGAUGUAGAAACACAGUGGAAAACAAAACGCAGCGUGUCCUCUGCUGUUGGUAGUUUCUGGGCUCUGAGGUGAUCUGGUUGUCUUUGUAAAAGUGGCGCCAACAAUAAUACCACUUGGAAAUGUCAGGGGGUGAAAGUUUAAAAGUUGUCUGUUUCCACUUUAAAAAAAAAACGCAGCUGAUUGUUUCAGAAAAUUAACACGUAAGCAUUAUGUGAUUAAGUCAUUAUAAAGGGCCAUACCGCUGUUUUUGCAUGUUUGACACCAGUUUGCUGCCAAUCACAAAUACUUCUUAUUACUGUGACCGUUUACCAAAACAUCCUGUUGUGUUUUUAAAGAGGUAUUUUCCAGCCUCGACCCUGUUUUCUAUAACUUUAUAUCAAAGCAACUAAUGGGAAAAAAGUUUUUAAAUUGGUCCAGUACUGAGAGAGAGCGCUGCAGCUUGAAGCCGCAAAACAGGAUGUAGUGUACCCACUCGGAGAGAAAACGCACUGUCAGUGUCAAGUGCUCGUUUGUCCUUCGACAGGCUCAGUGUCUGACAAUGAAAACAUUUUCUUAACCUUAUGUUGUUUUGAAGUCUCAGACUUUUUCACAUUUCCGAAAUCUGCUAAAAAAGCAGCCAUGACAUCGAAAUUGUUUAGAUAACUCUCACUGGGAAUCCCACUGGAAGCGAGACGUGAGUGGUGCAUAAAAGUCCUGUCAUCCAAUCCACUCUUGACGGCGUCUUUGUAAACGUCUCAGCUGUCUGUCAGCAGCAGCUCCUUGAAAGCUGAGUGGAAAUAUAACUUGCCUUCACCAGGCUGACAGACAGCAGGAAUUUACUGAACCAAAACGGUUCUCAUGUCAGCUUCACAGAAAGAAAUCAAGUUUGCAUGUGCCCACCGUAGCCAGUGAGAGGAAAUCACAGAUCGGGAGCUGAUAAAUCAAUAUAGAUUUGGUUUGUAAGCAGGGUUUUUGUUCACCUGCCACUGUGACUGGUGCACUGCUCUCCGUCUUCCUGUAACACACCAUGUCUCACUGGAUUUCAGAAUGAGACUUCUCCUUGAGCAAGACUUUAUAGGUCACAAGAACAAACGGACCGGAUUAAGAUGAAGAUAAACAUUUGAUUUCUCUGUCGGGAUUCUGUCUGUAAUGUUGUCAACAAUCUGAGCCUGUCAGUGGCGAAAAUAAGCACUGUUAGUAGACGUAAAUCGACGGUGUGAACGUGCGUCUGGUGCUCACACUGCAGCCUGUUUCAUAGCUGCUCUCUCAUUACUGGACCAAUUUAAAAUAAAUAAUCAUCUCCAUAAGUCACUUAGACACAACAAUAUCAGAAAGGUUGAAAAAUAAUCUAUUUCACUUCAGUAUAAAAAUUAAUCCAUCACAUCAUGUCUGCCCUUUAGUUCUAUAUUACUGUGGUAUCACUUUACCACAACGUGUUACUGUGAUGAAUUAAAAGCAGGCGUGAUGGCUGAGCCAAAAUUCAAACAAGUUAAUUUUCAUACCGUAGGGAAAUAUCUGGAAACACAUGCCGCUAUUUAAAUAUCAACAACAACACAGUGUGUAUUGUUUGACCUGCUGUCGUGUAAAGGGAUAUUUGUUUUAAAGUACUGACUGAGUGGAGCGACUGAAUGUCUUUCAGUCAAGUGUUUUUUGUUUGCACCAGAAUAUCUGCAGUGUGUCAUUCACACUUACAUUUGCAGAAAAUCUUUUUAAAAAACUCCAAGAAGAUUCCAGUUUAUCUAGAUUCACCUGACUGACGUUCCUCCAGUUUUCUGAUCACUUUAAGACGACAGAUCAAUUAACCAGAGGACGCCUGUGACUCAGCUGAUCCUCAGUGAACGUAGCUCCAGUAAAACAUGCAAAAGCAGCCGUAUGUUCCUUUUUAUAAUCUGAGCUUUUAGAGCUCGUGUGAAGAAAAGAAUCGUGACAUGAAACGUGCACACCAACCAGCAGAGACACAAAAGACACUGUAGAUCCCACUCCGAUGUUUUCUGUUUGUUUAGGAUGUAAACGUCGUCAGCAUUAAACCGAGUCAGAGCUCCACUUCCUCCCGCUGCAUUGAGUCCACAGACCAGAGUCCACCUGUGUGUCCAGGUGUCCAUGGUCAGACUCUGAGUCUGCGGGACGACUCCAGUUAAACCACAUUUCAAAUCAGUUCAUGUUGACAUGUUGACGUUUAGUUGUGUGAAACUUUCUGGCUUUAAACUUCAGUUUUCUGACCUGUAAACUUAAACUGAGCUGAUUGGGACGUUUUCCUCCUCACACAAAGACUGACUUUACUUUAUGUUUGUUAAUCUGAAGAUUAUUUUCUUGAUUAAUCGUUUGGUCUAUGAGAAAACAGAGAGAAAAUCCUGUCACAGUCUCCUGGAGCCCAAAGAGACUUCAUCAAAUGUCUUGUUUUCUCCAAACAACAUCUCCAAAUCUAAAAAUAUUCACGUUAUUAAAAUGUGAGAUAGAGGAAAGCAGUGAAUCGUCACGUUUUAGAACCUGGAAAUGUCACAUUUUUGCUUUAAAGAAACUGAAACAAUUUGUCAUCAAAAUAGUCGCAGAUUAAUUCUCACUCGAUUUAACUGACUAAUGGUCGCAGCUCCAGUCGGCACAGAAACAUGAAGCAUUAACCUCGUCUGGUCACGUUUGAAGUUCUCAGUCAUUAGCUCAAUAUUUCAGUGUUUUGGUAAAACUUUUUAGGACUCGACUUCUUGUAGAUUUCAUGUAAAUGCAGGAAGACACUGUUCAGUCUGUGCUACAGUACUGUAGAGCUGCGUUUCAAGUCGAAUUGGAAAAUUAAAUUAACACCCGGUUGCUCAGAAAUUACUUAUAACAGGGUUCCCAUCAUCAUGAAAAUCCUAAAACAUGUCUCGUGUCACCAGCAAUGACGUCCUAAUAAGACUUAUUUAAAUCUCGUGUUCGCUGUGCUGCAUGAUCGUUGAAAUGUCACUAUUAUCGUGUGAUACUCAAGAACCAGACCGACAUUAUCGCUUAGGCCACACCCCAUUUUGGGCCACUGAUCCACUCGGCGAGGGAGAUUGACGGGACAUGACUGCGAUCAACCUUAAAUUAUUAAGUUGUUGUUGUUGUUGUGAACGUUCAGGUUCAGACAAGGUCACAAAACAAUUAUUAGGCAUAUCAACAAACAAAGAAAUUAAGAAACUAUGAAAUUAUGAUCCAAACAAGUCAAAUUGCACUGAAAUCUACAGGAAGUUAGAUUUUCUGGCCUCUCCAAAGGGGCGUGGCCUCGAUGUUGUGUGACGUAAGUGCAUGUGCCGGUCUGGUCUUUUGGUGUACGCAGGUAUUUGGUGGUGGUAGUAAAGUUAGCAAGCGCUAGCAGUUUUCUAAUCCACAGAUGCCUGGGAAAUACAUAUAUGACUGUAUCACUAUACAGGCCCAUCUUUAACUGCCUAAAUACAAAAAUGGAAAUGGGGUAAAAUAUUUGGGCAUUAUUAUCAUUAUUAUUAUUAUUAUUAUUAUUAUUAUUAGGAAAAUUUAUGGCAAAAAAUCUGCAGGAACCCUGUUGUGAGUGGGGACUAUUUUGCCCUGAACGUAGCCUCCCAGGCUGUGCACCUCCUCUCAUCUAAUGCUGCAUUCUUAGAUGGUUAAAUUCAACUUUAUUUAGCAACUUUCUUACAAACAUGCAGCCCAAAGUGCUUCAUACAGCAAAACUGAAAUAACAUGCAAAAAAUAAAGAUAAAUAAUUUUUAAAAAUUACAAGACUAAAAAAGUGCAACAAUAAAAUGUUAAAAAUCAAUAAAUUAAAGUCAUUAAAAUAAAAUAAACACUAGGGAUAAAAAUCGGGUGACAAACAAUGAUUGAGGCUUUAACAUGACUCCAGUUAAAAGCAGAUUAAAAAAAAUAGAUUUGGGGGUUUGAGCAGGUGGAGAAGGUAAAGGGAUGGUCUGCCUGGGAGUCUGAAUUCAGGCAAAAAUGUCACAUGAGCCCAAAGAGGCAAACAUUAAGCCAGAUAUCCUUUGAGCAUUAAUGUUAACGAACUGACAGCAGAUACCCAGUUAUUGUGAUGUAAACAAAAGAACUCAAAUUAAAUGUCUUACAAAAUAUAAAAAGUAUUUCCAGAGUCGAUCAGUAAAGAAAAUUUUCCUGCUUGAAAUCUGGACGUUUUUUAGCGUUAAAGUUUUGAACGCAGCUUUUAGCUCCUGAAAAGUUUCCCAAAUUCAAAAUGUGGCCUUUUUGUUUCCUGUUGUGACGGCGGAUUAAAAAGCUCAAACAUCAAAGUGUUAAAACUACAUCCUGUCAGAUCGGACGGCAGAAGACGAAUUUAACGUUGAACGUGAUGUUUAGAGUUGUGUCCUCACGGUUCUCAUUAUAUAAAUAUAGUCGGACCUUCGCUUCAUGUCCGUGUUCAUCGUCCGAUUCUUCCUCUGCCGUCUGAUCUUUUCUCACUGCUAACCGUCAGUCUGUGUCUCCGGCCUUUUUAAGGCGGAUCUGUGACCAGGUCGUCCUAUUGUUAUGUUGUUAUUAAGGUGGAACUGUGACCCGGUCCUUCUAUCUACUGUACUGUUUUUGACUUCUUCAAAGAAACGUUUGUUGUGUAUUUUAUUUGUAAUGUUAUUAUUGCUAAACAAUAGCUUGGGGCUGGUUUCACGUGUUCAUCCAAAUCGCUGCCGACCGAUCUCCUGCCGAAUCUUCAGCUUCCAGCGUCGCUCGGCCUCCCGGGGUUUCUGGGUUUAACUGUGUAAAUGUCUAUAAAUAUAUUUUUUUGUAUGUAUGCCUUUCCUAAUGAUCUGGAGAAGAUAGAUGUUAUUUUUAUAUAUUGCAGCGGAUUUUUUGUAAGUAUUUUAUACUUUUGAUAUGGUUCUCUGUAAAACAAGAGUAUUAUGUAAAUAUAGUUCUUUAGAAACA